This is a messenger RNA of Chrysochloris asiatica (Cape golden mole), 689 nucleotides long. RefSeq names its product tetraspanin 2 (gene TSPAN2). Lineage: Eukaryota; Metazoa; Chordata; Mammalia; Afrosoricida; Chrysochloridae. The record is from RefSeq and is a predicted model, not a curated record. Gene Ontology annotation, cellular component: membrane. The transcript has 8 exons. The coding region runs from base 24 to 689 and encodes 221 amino acids.
GAGCCGGCCGCCGGGGCCGCAGCAUGGGGCGCUUCCGCGGGGGCCUGCGGUGCAUCAAGUACCUGCUGCUCGGCUUCAACCUGCUCUUUUGGCUGGCAGGGUUGGCCGUCAUUGCUUUUGGACUAUGGUUUCGGUUUGGAGGCACCAUAAAAGAUUUAUCAUCAGAGAACAAAUCCCCAGAGUAUUUCUACGUGGGACUGUAUGUGCUGGUUGGAGCCGGGGCCCUGAUGAUGACCGUGGGGUUCUUUGGGUGCUGUGGAGCCAUGCGGGAGUCGCAGUGUGUACUUGCAUCAUUCUUCACCUGCCUACUGGUGAUAUUUGCCGCUGAAGUAACCACUGGAGUAUUUGCUUUUAUAGGCAAGGGUGUAGCUAUACGACAUGUUCAGACCAUGUACGAAGAGGCUUACCAUGAUUACCUUAAAGACAGAGGAAAGGGAAAUGGGACUCUCAUUACCUUCCACUCAACAUUUCAGUGCUGUGGCAAAGAAAGCUCUGAACAGGUCCAGCCCACAUGCCCAAAAGAGCUUCUAAGACACAAGAAUUGCAUUGAUGAAAUUGAGACCAUAAUCAGCAUUAAGCUCCAGCUCAUCGGAAUUGUCGGUAUUGGAAUUGCAGGUCUCACGAUCUUUGGCAUGAUAUUCAGCAUGGUGCUUUGCUGUGCUAUACGAAACUCACGAGAUGUAAUAUGA